Heterobasidion irregulare TC 32-1 is the source of this 3401-nucleotide messenger RNA. RefSeq lists its product as uncharacterized. The record is from RefSeq and is a predicted model, not a curated record. Gene Ontology annotation, molecular function: microtubule binding. Lineage: Eukaryota; Fungi; Basidiomycota; Agaricomycetes; Russulales; Bondarzewiaceae. The coding region runs from base 1 to 3201 and encodes 1066 amino acids. The transcript is spliced from 7 exons.
AUGAGGGGAACCCCUCGCCUCGACUUCAGCAUUGCCGGCGACGAGCAGGAGCAACAUCGCAUCCAGCUCGAACAUAACCUCCAGCACACAGAUCUCUCCCUCCACCUCUCCUCCGCCCAUGACGAUUACUCCAUUGAAUACCCCCGGCACCAUCCUGGCCCAACUGCACAAUUCUCUGGCUUUGCCUCCUUUGAUCACUCUCGGGAAGAUUUCGAUCCAGAGGAAGGCCUCAGCCAUAUGCACGCAUGGUCUUAUCGUACCGGUGACGACGAAGAGGGCAUCAACCCGUACGGCGGGGAAACAAUGUCUACCGCUGCUCACCAUGCUAGCGCACUUACGAUCAGCGCCGGUCUCGGUGGCAGGGGAAUACGCCGUGACAUUAGCCUCAGUGGGGCAGAAUACGAUCCUGAUCGCCCCCUCCAGGACCUCGUCGCCAACAUUGAUAGCAAGUUCAGUCUCAUGGAAAAUGAUACCGCCCGGUCUCGCCAAAUCGCGCCGUAUAACCAACUCAUCGCUGAUAGCCCCGCUGACCUCGAUCGCGUUCUCGCCUCACAACAAGCUCGUGCCACAGCCGCUCGAUUUCGCUCCCCGCGCUCUCCACACUCUUCUGCAACCUCUAACUCUGAGCCCGAUACGCCCGACCCGAAUACCUCCUUCCGCCCCAAGCUUUCGGACGCUCUGUCGCAUUUGUCGUUCUCACCCAAACGUCCGCGCUCUCCCCAACUCUCUUUCCGCUCCUCGUCUCCUGCCCCGUCCCACACGCGUUCGCACCGCUCACGGGGCUCGAACGUCCAUGUCGUAGAGGAACACCAAUUGCCACCACCCUCCCAACCGUCGCUGUCUUUCCGAGGGAAAGACUACCAGAAUGAACCCACACCUAAACCGAAAAAGACGCGCCUUCUCCCUGCUCGUGCUUCCGGUCCUGAAAUCACCGUCCGGCCACCAACGCCCUCUUCUAACAACUCGAGAUUCACUAAGCUUGCUCGGGGCCUAGCUCGCGAGCUUGAAACAGAGCAAAGCCGGUGGCAGUACCCAGAACCAAGUCAGGAAGAUGGUGCGCCCCCGCAGGGCACUGUGAAUGCGAGAGUCAAGCCACCCGCAGGUUCUUCCCGACCCCCCUUCGUCAGUGCCAAACGGACUAAUAAGUCCGGGAUCGUCCAAUUACCCGACGUCACCGGCUUGACGAAUGCAGUCGAGAGUCCGGUGAAGGCUGGCUUGCAGUACUAUGGCUACCCAGAUGAUGAUGACAUCAAUGGGGACAAGGCCCAUCUACUUACAGCGCUAAAUCAAGUACAACACAAGCUCGCUCACUUGGAAGCGGAGAACAACACGUCAAGAAAGCGCAUGCGCGAAUUUGAACGUGAACUCGACACUUGCAGGCAAGAAGUUGCUCGGGAACGAGAACGUGUUCAACGACGCGAGGACGUCAUUGCCCGCCAGCAGCGCGAGACAGAGGUCUUCAAGAAGGGCAAGGGACGAAUGAUCGACGAUGGAGAGGAAGAUCACAAGAGAUACAAAGAAGCAGUCGAAGAGAAAAAAGCUCUGGAAUCUCUCAUCUCAACACUGCGCUCACACAUGUCGCGGCUCACCAACGAACUUGCCUCCCACCAAAGUCUGCUGGAUGAACUGCGAUCGCUCCGCGCGGCAGACUCGUACACUCUCCAUGAGAAGGUCCGUGAGGUCGACCGCCUGCGUACUGAGGUUGAAAAGGUUGCCGGCGAGGUCGAGGUAUUGAAGGGGGUCGUGGAAGAAGGCCUUCGCGAACGAAGAAACCGACAGGAACGUACCAAGGCCUCAAUUAUGGAUUCGGAACCCCACCGUCAGAUGCAGACACCAUACGAGACACAAGAGGCGGACCCGCAAACUGAGGGUGGAGGGGCAGACGAUUCCGAGCAGGAACAGGAGACGCGUGAGGAGGCAGGGGAAGAUACUGCUGAAUCAUCGCGGCUUUCUGUUUCGCCUUCUCCUCGUACUGCUCUCCCCGAUAGAACCAUACGAACCGAUCAGGCCACAGCAGGCACCUCUCAGCUCAUUGGCACCAGCACUCGACGCUACGUCAACUCUGAUGAGCUCGAGCGCAUUUCUAUGGAAGUGGAGGAACGCCGCUCUGAACGUUCACUGCGAUCGGCAUCCCGCCUCUCUAACUCUUAUUCCCGCUCUCGCUCUGCCGCCAACUCGCCAGUUCCUUCGCGGUCCCCUUCCGUGGCUGGCUCCGUGUCCGGAUCCGAACGCAGCGCAGCGCGGAGUAGGCAUUUCUCGACGUCUAAUGAAGACAAAGGGACUGGGCCCCAGCAAGCUCGAGCAGCCUCACCGACGACCAGCCAUACGUCUCAGCGUCUUCGUCGACCCUUCUCCAGCCCCCCUCAGAUACCAGCCGAGUCCCGUCCUCCCGCACCCACGCCUGCCCACGCAGUCGGCAUUUACGCAAAUGCCACAUUGGAUGCCGACCAGUCACACAUACCUGCACCGACCAAGGAUGAACACAGGCGACGCGGUCGGAAUAUUCCUCCUCCUUCAUCCUCCGACGCGCCUGCGUCCACGCCGUUUCCCGAGAUUCGAGGUGCUCGCCUUGAGCGUAUGUUCUUCUCCGCACCUGCUCAUAACGAGAAAACGUGCAGGAUGUGUCGGCAGCGACAGCGCCCUCAUUCUCCGCUGGAUGGCAAUGGCGCCCAGAAGCCAUUAUGGUAUCCUGCGAGUCGAGGACGUGAUGUGAGAGCACGCGUUGACGAUGAGGAGGAGGGGGGGGGGAAUGACAGCAAUGGUCGGGUGGAAGGAGCUGAGCCAAACGUGGGACGCGAUAAAGGCAAGGCAUCAGACACCGAUGCCUACAACUUAGAAUUCCUCAAACGGAGUACGCCUCGAGACCGACUGCCUCCACAGACGGUUUUGGUUCGGGUCCUCCGAGAACUGGAAGAUGACUUUACGCAUUAUAAAGGGAUCUAUACCGAGCUCGCUGACCAGUAUAAGCUUAUGGACCCUGCGUCGAACGUGGUUAAACGGAACGUUCUAGCAGAGCAUCUGCGCGAAGUCAUUGACAUUCUUGAACAGAAGGGAGACCAAAUCGCAUCCCUUUACGACCUGCUGACGUUUGAAGACAAGCCGGUAGCCGACUCUGUCAUCCCCGAAAAGGUGCUUCAGCGCCAGCCCCACGCCGGACCAUCCGGCAUAGGGCGGAGUAAAAAACAUACAGCAUUUGUUUAAGUAUCUCCUUUGAUACCCGUGAUUUUCAACAUUGGUUCGAAUUUAAUUUGCGUGGACUUUUUUUCCUCAUUCUUGUUUUUAUCGAUAGUAUCUCCUCGUACUUUUCUUACAUCUGGCGGGCCUCUUCUCUUUGCAUCUAAUUUUCGUUGUGACAUCGUUCUAGUGUGUGGCGUAGGUGUUGAUGAAUUCAAUGAUGGGUC